CAAAGCAAUCACAACUCAACAACUAGUCAUAUAUGGCUACCCUAUUCCCUCUCCUCUUCCUCCUCCUUCAACCUCUCUUCUCCACUGCCAAUGUCCACAAACUCAACCAGCUCAGACAAGAGCUCAUCUCCCAAACCAUUUCUCUCAAUGACACCCCACCAACCCUUUACUUUGAAGUCACCAAACCCAUUCCAGUUCCCGAAACCAAGCCUUGUUCCCAACUCGUUCUCCAACAUGACUUUGCCUACACUUAUGGAAAACCACCUGUCUUUGCCAACUACACUCCCCCCUCAAACUGCCCAUCUCAGAGUUUCUCAAAGAUUGUUCUUGAAUGGAGAGCAACUAGUAAAGGAAGACAAUUUGACCGCAUUUUUGGGGUCUGGCUUUCUGGGGUUGAGCUUCUGAGGAGCUGCACAGCUGAGCCAAGGACCAAUGGGAUUGUCUGGAGUGUUGAGAAGGACAUCACCAGGUACUAUUCUUUGCUCCAACAGAAUCAGACACUUGCUGUUUAUCUUGGCAACUUGAUUGAUUCAACAUAUACUGGUGUUUACCAUGUGAAUAUAAGCUUUCAUUUUUAUCCUACUGAGGUGGGUUUAGAUAGUUAUGAUCGAAAUGUGGGGGAUUUGGCAUCUGGGUACUAUUCUUGGGCGGAUUUGAUUCUGCCCAUUUCGAGAAAUCUGCCUUUGACUGAUGGCUUGUGGUUUGAGGUUGAGAAUUCAACUGAUACUGAGGUGAAGGAAUUUAAGAUUCCUCAAAAUGCUUAUAGGGCUGUGUUGGAGGUGUAUGUUUCGUUUCAUGAGAAUGAUGAGUUUUGGUAUUCCAAUCCUACUAAUGAGUACAUUGCUGCCAAUAACCUUACUGGCACGCCUGGAAAUGGGCCUUUUAGGGAGGUUGUGGUGAGUUUAGAUGGUGUGAUUGUUGGUGCUGUUUGGCCUUUUACUGUGGUUUAUACUGGGGGGAUCAAUCCUCUUUUGUGGAGACCUAUUACUGCCAUUGGAUCAUAUGAUCUACCUUCUUAUGAUAUCGAAAUCACACCGUUUUUAGGGAAUAUAUUGGAUGGGAAGAGCCACAAGAUUGGGUUUAAUGUUACAAAUGCCUUGAAUGUUUGGUACAUUGAUGCAAAUCUGCAUGUUUGGUUGGACAAACAGAGCUCAAGAACUCAAGCACAGCUUGUGAAGCAUACUAGUUUGCCCCUUGCUGUUUCACUGGUGUCGGAUUUUGAGGGUUUGAAUGGCACAUUUGUGACAAGGGCAAGCAGAUCUGUCUCGUCAACUGGAUGGGUGAAGUCCUCUAAUGGGAAUAUUACAACCCAGUCAGUUCAAGGUUUUUCCUACAUUAAUAAAAUGGUCAUGGGGAAUGAUGGGAAUUUGCAGACAGUGGACCAGAACAUCCAUUUCAAUGACACUGUUCUUAUAGAGACACCAGACUCCGCUGUUCAUUCUCUCAGAUCAAAUAAAACAUUUCCCCUUUACGUGUACACUGACUUCUUGGAACAAGAAGAUGGAACUUAUUUGUUGGUGACAAACGUCAAUUUGGGAUUUAUUGAGAAGAGAAGUGCUACUGGUGGUUCAGGACUCUUGGAGAGUUCUCUCAGAAAUUUGCAGAAUGCAGAGGGUAAUAUGGUUGUGAAAAACAAUUUGGUAGUCAGCGGAGUCGGGAGUACAGAACAAGUAUACAGAUACCAUGGUGGCAGAUUCUGUUACUUUAGAAAUGUGAGCAGCUCAAACUACACCAUACUGUAUGAUGAAGUGGAGACGACAUGCCCCAAAAAAGCCAAGUCUAAUUUUAAUUUUGGCUUGAGAAGACUGUGGCCUUUUGGUACUGGAUUUAUUUGAAGCUUAGUCUAGCUUUAUAGUUGUUGGACCUUCUUGUGUUACAUAAAAGGACUCAGUUGGUAAGUCUGAACAGGAUCCUGGAUGUGGGAUCCUCAAAUAAAAAUGUAAGUAUUCGCUGUUCGAUUUGGUGUUGUGAAUAUGCUUCUAAGAUAAUUUAUCUGAAGGAAAAGCGAUUCCAGGUUGUUUUGCAA
Argentina anserina (silverweed cinquefoil) is the source of this 2026-nucleotide messenger RNA. RefSeq names its product peptide-N4-(N-acetyl-beta-glucosaminyl)asparagine amidase A. Gene Ontology annotation, cellular component: vacuole. Lineage: Eukaryota; Viridiplantae; Streptophyta; Magnoliopsida; Rosales; Rosaceae. The record is from RefSeq and is a predicted model, not a curated record. The coding region runs from base 33 to 1835 and encodes 600 amino acids. The transcript has a single exon.